Plectropomus leopardus (leopard coralgrouper) is the source of this 4263-nucleotide messenger RNA. It is a transcript of the gene fgf2, whose product is annotated as fibroblast growth factor 2. The record is from RefSeq and is a predicted model, not a curated record. NCBI's taxonomy places the organism in Eukaryota, Metazoa, Chordata, Actinopteri, Perciformes, Serranidae. Gene Ontology annotation, molecular function: growth factor activity.
UACUUUGCAGAAAUUGUUGUAUUUUUAUGGAGUUCUCUAUUGAUAUAGUCGCAGGAAAUGCAGAUGUCUAAAACCAUCUUAGCCCUUCCUGCGGUUGGACUCCUAUUCUGACCACAAGUCCUACAACUAUGCAAGUCUCUGGCCUUAGUCACUCCAACAACCUGGCUGGAUGUCAUGUUUCACUGACCAGUUUCGGAGGGGGUCACCAACAUGACGUAAGCCAAGAGCACAGCUGACUCUCUACUGAUCCAGCACGAGUUUCAGAUGUGGUCACCUUCACCCAUAAGCUUAGACCAGCGAGUGCCUGUUUUGGCAACCGUUGCUCCUGAAAUCAAAAAAGAAAUCCUGCAGGAAUAACUGAUCCUACGCUCAGCUCCUACUGAGUAAGUCGAGGAUAGCAAUUAAAAUCACUCAUUCGUGUUGCAGGCUUUUAAGUCACAUUGUUAUUUUUCACCUAUGAAUAGCACCGAGUGAUUCACGAAGAAGCCGGCUCUCUUUUUACGUCUCUCUUUCCCCGUUCUUAAACAGACUGGAUGAAUGAACACACUGGUUCUGUUCACAUGCCUGCCGCCACUCUUGGCGCUCUGAAAGGUCUCAGAGACACACUCCAAGUUGCACGUCCCCCCUCCUUGCCCUCCUCCUCUUUCUCAACUUCUGCUGGGUUGGUUGGUUAAUUUAGUGAGCAUUAGUGGGCGUGAGCAUGUGUGUGUUGGUGCUCCUAGGGCGCAUGCGAACUGAGGCCCAAAGGGGAAAGCCUUGCUCGCAGAUCUAAGCCAGCUGCCCUGAUUUAAACACUUCAUUGCAAGAAGAGAGGGGGAAUCCGCAUGCAUCCCCCCUACCGGUGUGCUCAGAGUACACUGGCAAAGCAGCUGCCAGCUCUACAAACAACAGACGCUACAAAUUACACGUUUGCUGUUAGGUAGAGGCAUUUAGGCCGACUCUCAGGACUCAAAGGGCACUCGCUGCCCUGAGAGGAGGGGGGGGCGUUCAAGCAAACUGACCUCUGGGGUUAAGCAGAAUCAGUUUGUGUGGAUCUCUGUUGAGGAGGGGAGGAGGGAACAGUUAGUGGGAGGUGGGAGGCCACAGUGGGGCUCCUGCGCCGCUCAAGAAGGAGACGAAGCAUUCGCCGGGAAGCGAGGGAAAGAGGAGGAUAUGGCCACGGGAGAGAUCACAACACUUCCCUCCACACCUGAAGACGGCGGCAGCGGCGGCUUUCCUCCCGGGAGCUUCAAGGAACCCAAACGGCUGUACUGUAAAAACGGGGGCUUCUUCUUGAGGAUAAGGUCUGACGGGGGAGUGGAUGGAAUCCGGGAGAAGAACGACCCCCACAUAAAGCUUCAACUCCAGGCGACCUCAGUGGGGGAGGUGGUCAUCAAAGGAGUCUGCGCAAAUCGCUAUCUGGCGAUGAACAGAGAUGGACGACUGUUUGGAGCGAGACGAGCGACAGAUGAAUGCUACUUCUUAGAGCGACUCGAGAGCAAUAACUACAACACCUACCGCUCCAGGAAGUACCCAAACAUGUACGUGGCACUGAAGCGGACUGGCCAGUACAAGUCUGGAAGCAAAACUGGACCGGGUCAAAAGGCCAUUCUUUUUCUUCCGAUGUCUGCCAAGUGCUAAUCCGGGGAUCCGAUUGAGAAAUAUUAAGUGGAAGCAACAAAGAAGAAGAUGUGACGGCAAUGAAGACAAAGUGUUCCCUCAACAUUGCCCAAAUAUAGCUGUGACGCUUUCUGACUGUUGUAUCCUGAGCACGUCUGCUUUUAUUCAGCUUUUACUUUUAAACAGCUGCACACUUUGAGUACUGGCUGCUUCUCAGUAAAACUAGGUUUUUUACUUCUACACUAGUGUAGCAGACUUCUACACGAGUGCAACUGGAGCCAGGUGCCUUGCUCAAGUGCACCCCUGAAGUACAGCAGUGUUCAUUUUACAGAUUCAGAACCUCUGUAUAGAGGAAUAUUUCUCCUCAAUACAAAGGGUUAAGAAAUGCACUAAAAUCCUACAUUAUUAUAACUUUACAACAAAGAAGAGGUUGAAUUAAAUAACUCAUUUUUAAAUGUUAUGACACAAAAUUAUUCAACAAAAACAAGACUAAAAACACACAAAAAUUAAAAUCCACACAUUGCUUACAGUUUUUUCUAAUAAUUUUUCACGAGUCAUUAUCUUGACACACUUAACGGUUACAGAACAGGUUUGCUGAGCUUGUCUUUGUUCGGCGUUUCACAUUUGCAAGUGUUCAGAAAUGAGACCUAAAACUUAGCAUUUUAGCUCCCCCAGUUCCCUUCUUGACGUCAGUGGUUUUUUUGAAUGGGUUUUUAUUUCUUUUUUAAGGUCUGUGCUUAACACAAGCUUAAGAGACUUUUAGGUUUUGCUCUGUGACAUAAAAUGCAUCAGUAAAAACCCCACUCGUUAGUUUUGAAACUUUUAUGCGUCUUAAAAAGUCAGUUGCCAACAAGAGGCUAAAUGAGACUACAGAAGUUGUCGCCAAACACAGCUUUACAGCCUUUACAGCCGUAGAGAUGUUGUUAUGUGGCUGUGAUGCAGUUCAUUUAUAGCCUAACGUUAGCUUUUUACUUCUGGCAAUUGCUUUUCGGCUUCAAAAAUCAUAAAAGUGUUUAUUCGUGAAAAUUAUCUUGCUGAGCAAGUAUCAUAAAUGUUAAUCACAGAGCUUUUUAUCUGCAAUAAUCCAAAAUCCAAUGAAAAAUUCCACAGACCUUUUGAUCAGGGAACCAGGGCGAUGCUAACUUCCCUGUCAGCCUACAGAAAACGUAAUCCCUGCACGACUUUAUAAUCGAAUAAUCGAAAAAUAAAGAUUUGUGCAAAGAAGUCCAAACGUUGCAUGGCACUGGAGCAUAACUCAUACAUUCACCAAUACAAGAUAAUUGUUGAGUGAUGUCACAUCCAAUGACAGAGAGGCAGUUAACUUGAAAGAAAAAGAUAAGUUUUACUUCAUCAGUCCAAUUCAGCAAUGCAGCCAAAAUUAAUGUUAGCUUCUGCUAAUAUAUGGCCUGACACUGGGGGUUAGCUUGGUAAGAACUAUUCCCAGUUAAAAAUACAGUAAAAUUUUGCAACAGUACCUUCAAAUAUUGGCAACCAUGAUUGCCUGACAGAUAUGGACUUCCAACAUGGCCACCAAAAUUGUUAAAUAAACCAUCUUUUCACACUAUGAGUGACAACACUACAGCGGGACCAGCAUGAAUGUCUAAAGAGAACUGGAUACAGCAUUGGCAAUGUUCGUUCCUUUAAAAGUUGCUCAUUGGCACACAAUGCUAAAAAGUUUGACCUCCAGAUGUUAAGUUACCCAGAUUUUCUGUAUCAUUAGGCGCGUAAAACAAACACAGUCGAGCCUUCGCCGGCUGAGUAGCUAACUUCCGGUUCAGCACUCUGCUAACCUGGAUGAAGAUUUGAUUGUGUGGCUCCUCGAGACUUUUGAAAUGUUAUCAGAUGGAAUGGAUCCAAUCCUUUUAUGGUUAUGGCUCUCAUAUCCGGCGCACUUUCUGGGGGCCUGUUUCACACUACAGGUGACAAAUCUACAGCAUAGCCUGCGACAUUAUCAUUGAGUUGUCGCUGAAGUGUAGCUCAAGCGUUUGUUGACAUAAUUAUGUAGCCAUGUGUUUGUGUGUGUCUGCGAACAUAUGAUAUGGUUAACAAUUUGCCGCGUCAUUAAAGUGCUGAAAAAAAACUGAGACCAGCUCAACUAUCAUUUGUAGCAUGCUGCGUCUCCCACAGAAUUAGAAUCUGUGUGGCUACAGAGGCCAUGAAUGCAAACUUUAAGACCCAUUGUAAUUAACAAAUAAGUUUUACUUCCACUGCGCCUGGUGUUCUGCUGCUCCAUCUGUGCCCAGAGUACGCUCUGUGCUCCGCAAGUGUGUGCACAACCAAAUGGUAUAUAUAUUCCAAUAGCACUCCUAAUUAACAGUCCAGCUUCAUAAAUAUAAAAUAAUUUUGUGGCGGCAGAUGUUUUGAUCAUAGUGACCUGUGAUGAAUUGAAAAAAAAAAAAAAAAAGUUUGGGAAACGCUGAGCUCAUCUCAGCAGUGGCAAAUGUCAGGCGUCAGUUUUUGGCUUCAUGUAACUGACUUGCAUUGAAAAUGACUUUUAGCUUGUUGCUUUGUCACCGGUAGUUUAAACAUAAUAUACAACUUGUAGGCACCUCAGUGGCAUGUUUCCUUAAAAACCAUAAAGUGAUGUUCUUUCAGACAGGGUUCCCACGGUCAUGAAAAAUCUGGAAAAGUCAUGGAAUUAGCAAAAAUUAUUAAAAGGGCUGC